AUGGAGUGGUUGGCAGCCUGCACGAGCCUGGUUCUGGUGGGUUUGCUUGCUCUCGCAGUCCAGGUUCUCUACUUCUCUCCCAUAGACCCAAUCAUUGUCGAAAGGCCUCCAUUUUCGGCUUCUCCUUUCCCAGUCAACAACCAUUUACAGAAGGUCGUCAAGCUCGGUGAAGGAAUCGUCAAACAUCCCGAAGAUGUCUGUGUGGACAAACAUGGCACUCUCUAUACGGCUAGCAGAGAUGGCUGGAUCCUGCGAUUACACCCUAAUGGGUCCUGGGACCACUGGAAGAACACUCAUAGUCAUACCAUGCUCGGAAUUACUGUCACGACACAGGGUGAUGUCAUUGUUUGUGAUUCCGACAAGGGGUUGCUUAAAGUCUCAGACGAUGGUCUCACAGUCCUUGUCUCUCAAGUGAACGGAUCUAAAUUAAGGUCUGUAGAUGAAGUGGUGGCAGCUUCCGAUGGAAGCUUAUAUUUCAGCGUUGUGAGCACCAAGUACGAUGUGCACAAUUGGUAUCUAGAUUUGCUGGAGGCAAGACCUCACGGCCAAGUUCUCAAGUACAAUCCAUUCUCAAAUGAAACCAGUGUUGUUUUAGACAAUCUGAAAUUCGCCAACGGCGUUGCUCUUUCCAAGGACGAAGGCUAUCUCGUGGUCUGUGAAACUUGGAAACUUCGUUGUCUGAGGCACUGGCUGAAAGGAGAAAAGAAAGGCAACACACAAAUAUUUAUUGAUAACCUCCCCGGUGGACCUGAUAACAUUCAUCUUGCUCCUGACGGCUCUUUCUGGGUGGCUUUGGUUCCGAAGCCGGCUUUUGUGCUGUCUUCCAGCUCCAAGUUAUUAAAACACUUGAUGGCUUCAUUUCCAAAACUAAUCAGUGUGGUGGCACCGCCGAUUAAGAAGGCGAGUGUGGCAAAUGUGGGAAACGACGGUGAGAUCAUUCAAAUAUUGGAUGAUGAGGAAGGGAAGGUAAUGAGUUUGGUCACUUCAGCUUUUGAAUUUGAUGGCUAUCUUUACCUGGCAGAUCUCAAUUCUAACUUCAUCGCAAAAUUACCAUUACCUGCUGAAGCCAUGUCCGCCUAAUCAAUAAACUUUUG
Molecule: messenger RNA, 1094 nt
Organism: Prosopis cineraria
Lineage: Eukaryota; Viridiplantae; Streptophyta; Magnoliopsida; Fabales; Fabaceae
Product: protein STRICTOSIDINE SYNTHASE-LIKE 4-like
Exons: 5
Coding region: 1-1080 (359 amino acids)
Biological process (GO): biosynthetic process
Molecular function (GO): strictosidine synthase activity
Source: RefSeq, a predicted model, not a curated record